AUGGAAACAUUUCAAAGCGAUAGCGAUGAAAGCAACGAAUACGAAAAUGAUGAAGAAGGUGGUCAACACAUUUGCCCUGUCGCGGGAUGCCCCGUAGUGUGCUCAUCUGCUUCAAACUUAAAGCGGCACGACGAAACGAAGCACCAGGGAAAACGCUACCAAUGUUAUUAUUGUGUCAAACUUUAUACGCAAAAACAUUCAAUGGAAAGACAUGUCGUGCGAAAACACCCUGGAGCUGAUACGAAGAAAAGAGCACAGAGAGGUGGCAGUAGUCAGAUUUCAGUCAACAGUCAAACACCCAAAUUGAAGACACCUACUUUUCGAAUGCCACCGAAAAGAAACCCCAACAUGAAAAAUGACAAAAAGGCUGCUCUAAUCAGCAAUGCUGUAACAAACACAAUCACUUCAUCAACGAUCGUUUCGACGAUUGCAUCACUGUAUGGGUUAAACUCUACAUCAACAACAUCUACGCCACUUUGUUUCAAUCCAAAAACUUCCACCGUAACAACAACAGCACCAAACACUGAAAAUAUGAAUGAACAAUUUGACUCUAACAUUAGUUCUACCUCAACAAUCACCAUAACAUCAGCGUUUGAUGCAAGUCCAUCGACAAUGACAGUAACAACAGCAAGUGCACUACCGCUUGGUUCGACAUUAGGGUACUUAACGACCUCAACAAUAACAGCACCAAGAACUACUGCACAAAUCCAGACCUCUGCACAAAUCCAGGAUACUAAGGAUAAUGAUGCUACGAGUGAUUCUACUUUAAGCGUCAUCGAAACACUAGAUAUAACCGGUUCAGACAAUCUCUUACAAGCUAUCAGCAAUGCUAAAACUGCUGCUGUAGAUCUAUCGAAAUCUGUCAAUUUUUGUACACACUUCUUAAAGGCACCUCUUUAUACAGUAUGCUAUGCAUUUUUCUAUGAUUUUUUUCUAGAUGUUGCAGACUCUGCUAAUGAAUUGAGCACAGCUUUAGAAAAGGCCAAUUCUGUUUCUGUAUCUCUAUCGAUUGCAAUUGCUGCCGCAGUUAACAUUGGAACCACGGAACAAAUUUCAAAUGCAAAUAAAGCUGCUGAAAAUCUUACGGACGGUAUAUUAAAAGCCGCGACUCUUGCUGGAGCUUUCAACGACGCAGCGGGCAAACUUGCUUGUGAUUUUUUUGGUACCUUUUCGUCUACUAUCAAGGAUGCUAAUGAUGUCAUCAAAACUCUCACAACAGAUUUGAAAUCUGUAGAAGAAAACUCUGCCAAAAUGGCAAAGCACAUGAAAGAAAUCCGUACUACAAUAUCAUCUCUGAAUGAUCGCAAUUUUGCUGGUGAUCUUAAAACUCUUAUAGAGGAUGCCAGUGCUCUAUCUACAACUGUUGUACCUCAGGUUGAUAUAGAUUUAUCGUCAUCUAUCAAGGAAGCUCGAACAUGUUCUACCAGUCUCCAGAAACACAUUGAAGUCGCUAAAUCUAUCGGUUCCAAUCAUUCAAAUGUGAUAAUAGUUAAUGUUCUCUACUUCUUUCCACUUUUAGAAGCAGCUAAAUCUCUACAAAAUCUUGAAAUUAUUAUCAAACAGGCCACGGAUCUAGGUGUAUCAUCAUCCGAAAAUAUUUUAGUCGCGAAAAAUCUUGGUCAAAAUCUUACUGACGCUAUCGAAACUGCCAAAGCUAAUGCUGCAAAUCUCGCCGAUGUAGCUGAACAAUCAUCCGGGACUCCUGCCAAUACGGAUCACGCAAAUGUUGAUGCACAAAAGAUGCUUUCUCAAAUUGUUUUGAAAUUGAACGAAGCGACUGAAAUCCUCCAUCAAAACUCUCAAAUGCAAGCGCAACUUAUAGAAAAUUUCCGCCAAGGAGUUUUGGGUGCGAUUAACCAACUUCAAGCAGCCGUUCAAGUAAUUUAA
Contarinia nasturtii (swede midge) is the source of this 1887-nucleotide messenger RNA. RefSeq names its product putative GPI-anchored protein pfl2. Bases 1 to 1887 code for a protein of 628 amino acids. NCBI's taxonomy places the organism in Eukaryota, Metazoa, Arthropoda, Insecta, Diptera, Cecidomyiidae. The transcript is spliced from 14 exons. The record is from RefSeq and is a predicted model, not a curated record.